Staurois parvus is the source of this 409-nucleotide messenger RNA. NCBI's taxonomy places the organism in Eukaryota, Metazoa, Chordata, Amphibia, Anura, Ranidae. The record is from the annotation of a GenBank genome assembly.
AUGUUGUACUCUAAAAAAGCAGAGGAGAACACUACAAAACAAGUCCAGGUAAAUGUGACUACUAUUAGAUAUACCAUGACAUAGAUAAAUGAAAACCUUUGCAGACCCAGGACCCCGCAUUCACUAUAUCCGGUCUCCCCGGACCCUGCAUUCACUAUAUCCGGUCUCACCGGUCCCUGCAUUCACUAUAUCCGGUCUCCCUAGACCCUGCAUUCACUAUAUCCGUCUCUCCCCGGACCCUGCAUUCACUAUAUCCGGUCUCCCCGGACCCUGCAUUCACUAUGUCUGGUCCCCCCGGACCCUGCAUUCACUAUAUCUGGUCUCCUCGGACACUGCAUUCACUAUAUCUGGUCUCCCACACUACAUAGAACAUGGAAAUGCAAUUAUUUUAGUAAAUAUAAACUGCUAA